Hyla sarda is the source of this 618-nucleotide messenger RNA. RefSeq names its product cytochrome c oxidase subunit 6B1-like. Gene Ontology annotation, cellular component: respiratory chain complex IV; mitochondrion. The transcript is spliced from 4 exons. The record is from RefSeq and is a predicted model, not a curated record. Lineage: Eukaryota; Metazoa; Chordata; Amphibia; Anura; Hylidae. Bases 126 to 428 code for a protein of 100 amino acids.
UACACAUUUUAUUUCAUAGUUCCCUCUGCUCGGGUGCUGAGGCCAAUGCUUUCUCCACUCGAUGCAGGACCUGCAGCAUGAUGAAAUGAGAAGGUCCUUCACCACUAACAGAGCGGAGGAAGAAGAUGCCUCAGCGUGGAGGCAGGGAAGUAUUUUCAGCUGACAAGAUGGGAGACGACAUCCGUGCUAAGAUCGAGAACUACAAAACUGCUCCAUUCGACGCCCGCUUUCCAAAUCGCAACCAGACCAAACAUUGCGUCCAGAACUACCUGGAUUAUCACCGAUGCCAGAAAUCUCUGACCGCUAAAGGGAAGGACCCCUACCCAUGUGAAUGGUACAACCGGGUGUCCAAGUCCAUGUGCCCCAAUGGAUGGGUGGAGAAGUGGGAUGAGCAGAGAGAAGAAGGGAACUACCCCAUAAAGAUAUAAAUCUGUCUCUUCUGUGGUAUGGACUCUUCUUGAUUCCGCUAUUCUGGAUUGGUGUUUACUUGAAUCCGUGCGUGUCAGCUGGGAAUCGUCCUUGUGACUCAGUUGACCUGUGUUGCUCGGCAAUGAGAAGAGAGCACCUAGUUCAUUUAUUUCUAUGUCAGUAAUAAAAGAAAACCCUGGAAAAUCUCAA